AUGAAAGUCAGUGGCAAACUAGCAGAAGGAAGUGAUGAAGAUGAUGAGUCUCUUAUUUUGGAUUUUGAAAGUGACUCAGACGUAAUUGACGAUGUGGACAACGAGAGCGUGCUUCUUGGGAGAGACAACGAUGUUAACGAUUCAAGCGAUAGCUCAUGCUAUGAAAGUGGUGACUUAUCGGGCAACUACUUGGGCUUUGACCAGAGGGAAAAAGUCCUCAAUCCCGGCUUUGGGGACAACACAUAUGACGAUGACGGAGUACCGAAAUUGAAUUACAACUGCCUUACAACGGAUCAAAUAUACGAAUUAAUGGUAUCCAGACUGGAACGAAUACAGCCAAUUUUCCAGUUGUCGUAUGGGGAUAUCAUCGUGAUGCUCCAGAAAUACGCCUGGAGCGAAGAACGACUUUUGGAAGAUUGGACCGAAGACCGAGAAAAAGUUCUCGUUGCGUGUGGCUUGGAAAUAACGAAAACUGUCAGUAAAUCUCGUGGGAUCCAAAAUCACUCCGACUUUCUCUGCCACAUAUGCUGCGAAUCCAACAAACAAAAGACAUUUCGCUUGGAGUGUGGCCAUGAAUACUGUGUGGAGUGCUAUGAACAUUACAUCAAGGACAAGCUGCCGGAGGGUAAGAUUAUAACAUGUAUGAGCUGCUCGCUUGCUUUAAAAAAUUCGGACAUCGACGAAAUUUUGGGUGACAAUUCAAGUCAAACGCUUAUGAUUUCGUCGAUUAAAGGCUUUAUUCAGAAACAUAGCAAGCACUACAAAUGGUGUCCGUUUGUUGAUUGCAAUUGUGUUAUCCAGGUUAGCAAUUUAUCUUCACUUUCGGAGUUCCCGCGUUUGCACUUGUCCCCCUACGUGGUCUGCGAAAAUCAACACCGUUUCUGCUUCAAAUGCGGCCUGGAGUCGCACUCCCCAGGGGACUGUCAAGUAGCAGAACAAUGGGUGAAACUAGCGCAGUUGGAAUCUGAAAAUCUCAACUGGGUCUUAAAAAAUACCAAAGAAUGCCCGAAAUGUGGUGUCAAUAUCGAGAAAAACGGUGGUUGCAACCAUAUGACCUGUCAAAGCUGCGAAUAUCAAUUUUGCUGGAUUUGUGAGCAGUGCUGGAAUGGUCAUGGGGGUGGAUUUUAUGAAUGCACUCGUUUCAAGAAAGACGAAAAGCUCGGAACGGCAGAAACGAAGAACUCAUUAAGAAAGUACACAUUUUAUUACAAGCUGUUCAGCGAACAUGAAAACUCUGCCAAACUGGAUUGGAACCUAGGGUUGACCGUGGAGCAAAAGGUCAAAGUUCUGCAAGAAAACAUUGGCAUAUCUUGGAUAGAAACGCAGUUUUUAUCUGAAAGCAUAAGGGCUUUGAUUGAGGGUAGAACGACUUUAAAGUGGUCCUUUCCGGUAGCAUUUUACGCCGAUCCAUCUCACAAUUUGACGAAAAUAUUCGUUGAUAAUCAGGCCUUACUCGUCAGCGCAGUGGAAGAUCUGUCUCAGCUGUUGCAGGUAAAAGAGCCUCAAAAUAUAAUAGACAGGAAGCGCGAGUUUUACAAUAAGGCUAGAUUUGUAGAGACUCGAAGUAAGGCUUUAGCUGGUUGCGGACGGGAUCUUUUAUGCAAAGGGAUAUGCGUGCCUUUUCAGUGA
Molecule: messenger RNA, 1629 nt
Organism: Lachancea meyersii CBS 8951
Lineage: Eukaryota; Fungi; Ascomycota; Saccharomycetes; Saccharomycetales; Saccharomycetaceae
Source: the annotation of a GenBank genome assembly